Messenger RNA from Stylonychia lemnae, 1701 nucleotides. NCBI's taxonomy places the organism in Eukaryota, Ciliophora, Spirotrichea, Sporadotrichida, Oxytrichidae. The record is from the annotation of a GenBank genome assembly.
AUGAGAUAAAAUGGUUUGCUGAGUAGCUAAGGCUCAAUGAGAUUGCUUUCAACCUUUGUGCCUAAUUAUAGAUCUAGAGAUAAUAUGAGAAAUACCUAUGUUAUUGAACAACAGAAAGUAAGAGAAAAAAUAGUAUAACCAGAAAUUAAGCAAGAUUUGACCUUCAGGAAAUAUCGAUUACUCCCUGAAAUAGUUGAUAUUCUUGAGAAAAAGAUGGAAAUCUUGACUCCGUCCCCAAUUUAGUAAAUGGCUAUACCACAUUUAUUGUAAUCAAAGAGUGCUUUGUUAGCUGCUCAAACUGGAACGGGAAAGACUCUUGCUUAUGUUAUACCUAUAAUUGAUUAGCUUAAAAAGUAGGAGAUGGAAAAUCAAACUCGUCUUACAAUUCCAAACAAACCAAGAUCUAUUAUACUUUAGCCAUCAAGAGAGCUUGCUUAAUAAGUCUUAAACUUUAGUCUUAAGCCAUUUACCUAUGAUGUGCCUAUGAAAUAUUUCAGUAUUUAUUCAGGUUAAAGCCACAGAAUAGAGACAGAUAAGUUAGCAGAUGGUGUAGAUAUCCUAGUUUCUACAUUGGAGAGAUUUUAAUAUAGACGUGACGGUGAAAAGUUAUUCUUAUCAAAUGUCUAAAGCCUUGUCAUCGAUGAACUAGAUACUUUUCUUGAUAGCGGUCACGAAAUUAAAAUUAGAAAAAUCAUUGAGUAGUACUUAUCAGGAGCCGAGAGAUAGGGGGUUAAAAAAUAACUCAUUUUCUCAACAGCUACAGUGACAUCUCCGAUGGAUUAAUUACUUAAAGAUUAUUUCCCAGAUAGCAAAGAUUUCGCGAAAUUAGUAGAGAAACACACACAUAUGAAUCUUAGUCAUCUUAAACAUGAAUUCAUCAAGUUAGCUGACUAUGAUAAGAUGAAGCCACUCUUACUUCUAGUCAAGGAAUAUAAAUAGUAUGCAUUGAAAAAUGAAACUUCAUGCGUAAUAUUUUGUAACUCUGUGGCAUCUGCUAGAGCAAUUGAGCAUGGUCUAGCAAAUGAAUCAUAUAAAACUGCGAGUUUACAUGGUGAAAUGCCUCCUAGAAUUAGAAUGUAAAAUUUUGAACGAUUCCUGACCAGAAAAGCAGAUAUUUUAGUUGCCUCAGAUUUGGCUAGCAGAGGUCUUGAUAUGCCAUUUGUCUCUCACAUUAUCAAUUUCGAUUUCCCUAAAUCUACCUCUGACUACUUACACAGAGCCGGCAGAGCUGGAAGAGCAGGUAGGCCAGGAUUUGUCAUGAGCUUAGUAAGAGAGAAAGAUAAUCCAAUAUUAACUGAAAUGAAAAAAGCAAACGAGCUUUAAGAACCCUUAAAAAUAAAGGGAAGCGCAUUCAGUUUAAAAAAUAAAGAGACCCUCAUUCAGUAAAACAAAUAAAAAGGAUUGCCUGUAAAUAUUGGAACAAAGACCGAGCACAGAGCCGAUUAGAAUUUCAAGGGAUCUGCUAUUGCUCCUAUAAAUCAAAAUUAAAAUGUAAGUAAAACUUUCAAAGCUGCGACCUAGGAGAGAAUGGAUAAUAGUCUGAAAAACUAAAAAGAAAAAAUUCGAGUUCUACACAUGAAGAGCAAGCCAAGAUCCAGAAAUAAGAUCUUUGAAGAAGACAAUACAAAGUCUCAAAAGAAAAGCAUUAGAUUUAGAAAAAGAGAGCCAACGUUUGGACAAAGACUUAAAUCAAGAAAAUGA